This is a messenger RNA of Botrytis cinerea B05.10, 3147 nucleotides long. RefSeq names its product Bcvps53 (gene Bcvps53). The record is from RefSeq and is a predicted model, not a curated record. Gene Ontology annotation, cellular component: GARP complex. The transcript has 3 exons. Gene Ontology annotation, biological process: retrograde transport, endosome to Golgi. NCBI's taxonomy places the organism in Eukaryota, Fungi, Ascomycota, Leotiomycetes, Helotiales, Sclerotiniaceae. The coding region runs from base 126 to 2624 and encodes 832 amino acids.
GAUAACAAACACCUUUUUACAACUGCUCAUUAAUGAUUACUUGGUUUAUUCACACAUGUAUUGGACAUUAGUAUAUUGACUACAGUUCUCAAUAAUUUGAUUUAUUUCAUUACAUUCAUUACAGCAUGAAUGGCGGCGUAUCAAUACCUUCAUCCCUGGAUGCAUCUGGUUAUGAUCCUAUUGACCAUUUGAACACGAUAUUUUCCCAUCCUUCGACUUUGUCGUCUAUAGAUAAAACGGCUGCUGCUCUUCAAACCCAUCAGGAUGAGCUGUCAAAUAAUAUCGCGGAUCUCGUGGCCACUCAAGCAUACAAUGAUGAUUCCUCACUCAAACGAAUGCAGUCUGCAAAGUCGGAGCUCGCAGAUCUUUUUAAGAAGAUUGAAUCCGUACGGACACGGGCUAUACAAACAGAACAAACGAUCACAUCAAUGACCGCGGAUAUCAAGAGACUGGAUGGCACAAAGAAGAACUUAACCCUGAGCAUGACGGCUCUGAAAAGGUUGCAAAUGCUUACGACUGCUUACGAGCAACUGAGAGGUUUAGCCAAAACGAGACAAUAUCGAGAAUGUGCAAGUUUGCUUCAGGCUGUACUGCAACUCAUGAAGCAUUUCAAUAGCUAUAGGAGCAUAGACCAGAUUGCUACCUUGAGUAGGGGUGUUUCAGAGUUACAGAGAGAGCUAUUGGAGCAAGUUUGCGAGGACUUUGAGAUGGCGUUUGCUAAAGGAGAAGUGGGGAGCAAAAAGGCAGUGCUGGCAGAGUCAUGUCUGGUGAUGGAUGCACUGGGAGAUAACGCUCGAGCAAGAUUGGUGACGUGGUACGUCAAUACGCAGUUGAGGGAAUAUAGGCAGGUCUUCAGGGGAAAUGAUGAAGCUGGAAGCUUGGAUAAUAUUGGUAGAAGAUACAGUUGGUUCAGAAGAAUGCUUAAGACAUUCGAGGAUGAACAUGCGGGAAUAUUUCCUGCUGGGUGGAGAGUCAAUGAGGUCCUGGCAAAUGCCUUCUGUGAAGGCACUAGGGAUGAUUUCAAGGGAAUCUUGGAGCGGAGCAUGCGGCGAACCGACGGAAGUAGGAUAGACGUCAAUUUACUCUUGAGUUGCCUACAGGAAACUAUGGAUUUCGAGCAAAGUCUCGAAAAGAGAUUCGCUGCAGGGGCCAGAGCAAGCACUGAUACUCUCAGCUCACUCGAAGAUAAACCUCUGACAUUUCACGGAUCUAUUUCGGAAGCCUUCGAACCAUAUCUUAGUCUCUGGGUUGAUUCGCAAGACAAACAGCUCGCCACAAUGAUACCCAAAUAUCGAAUUCAACCAUUAUUAGCAGCUGACGAAGAGUUCUCUCCACAGGCUGUGAUUGCGUCAUCCAUCGAACUUUUCCAUUUUUACAAGACAUCCCUGGCUCAAUGUGCCAAGUUGUCAACCAGUGAACGACUUCUUGACUUCUCAAAGAUCCUAGCUAAGUAUCUCGAUCAAUAUGCUCAGCAGGUUUUACUAUUUUUCUUACAAGGAGCUGGAGGACCCAGUCUUGAGAAUACUAUCCUUGUUCUCAACACAGCAGAUUAUUGGCACGCAAACACUCAGCAAUUAGAAGAUAAUUUGAAACGGAGAAUUGACAGUGAAUUGGCACCCAAAGUGGACUUGUCGUCACAAUCCGAUACUUUUAUGGGUGUUGCCAGCGCAGCAGUUCUAUCAUUGGUAAACAGAGUUGAACUUGACUGCGAAGGAUCAUGGCGUGAGAUGAAGAAUACAAAUUGGAGUAAAAUGGAAAGCGUGGGGGACCAAAGCAGUUAUGUGGCAGAGUUAUUGAAACAUGUCAAUGAUCAAGCGGGGGAAAUACUACCCUUGGUGGGGAAGCAGCAAUAUGCGCGUGCAUUCUGUGAUAACGUUGUCGAGCAUUUGGCCAAUACAUAUAUCGCAAACAUCGUUCAAUGUCGACCUGUAUCCGAGGUAGGCGCCGAGCAGAUGUUACUAGACAAAUACGUCUUAACUAAAGGACUGACCACUUUGCUCUCUCACUCCCCCACUCCCUCUUCAGCCACUGCAAAUACGGCAUUUCAAAAGCGUGUGAAUAACAUAAUGGCUCGCCUGGACCCGCUCCUCAAGACGCUACAGGUCCGUCCCUCACCGCCAGAGGGACUGGUUCAAGCAUACCUAAUUCACAUCGCCGAUCGUAGCGAUACGAAUUUCCGGAAAAUUCUAGAAUUGAAGGGUGUCAGAAAGCAAGAUCAGGCUGCAUUGGUGGAAAUGUUUGGUAUGCACAGAGAUGGUAAGGCUAAUGAGCAGCUGGCUCAAAACUCACCUCUUCUCACACCACUUAUGAAUGUUGCGGGGCUUGGGAGCACGGGUCUAGGAAUUGGAACACCUGGUGGUAUGCCAGGAUUACAGACACGAUUUGACCCCGCAGGUUUUGGAGAAAAGUUAUUUAGUGCGGCUAGGGAUAGUAUGGGAUCUGGAGGGGUUGGCGAUAGAGGGGUAAGUCCUUUGAGCGAGGAUGCGAAGUCUGCCAUGGAAGGAAAUCUGAAGAGUAUUGGAAAGUUCUUUAGAAGGGAUAUGUCUGGGUUUGGUGGGAUGAACAUAGGGGGUAGGUUUGGUGCUAAGAGAGAUGGGACCAUAGAUGAUUAUGCCAAGCAGUAGACGGACGUUUAUGGAUGGACUUUAGAAUAAAACAGUCCUAUGGUAGUGUCAAUACAUCUCUGCAUAGUGAAUUGAAGAAAACAAAGAACUAGUCAGUCAACCAACCAUAGCUUGAGACUCGGGACCGGAUAAAGUCUGAUCUGAGUGCCAUCGCUUAGAUAGCAGCCAGAUGAGUCUAAGAAAUGAAAAACGAAGGGUUUGGCAAGAGGGAGGCUGCAAAAAUAUAACUUUGCGGUUAAAGAAAUCAACGCUGAGGCUCACACCGUGUCUGGGUUUGGAUUUACAACUGAAGAGUAUCUACACAUUAUUUAAUCGGGGGGAGGUGAUGCGUGAGAAUCGACAAGGCUGUAUAUACACUUAGUGCCUACCUCGUAUCGGAUAAAAUCGCAUGAAUACGAUAUCCAGUGGUAUCGCCGUUGCAUCUCGAAUGUGUUGGUAAUUGUUGAAGUCUAGAGUCUAGAGUCUAGAGUCUGGAAUGUAGAGUGUAGAAGGUAGAAACGCAAUGUUAUCUAAUCUGAUCUGA